AUGGACAAGCAUCAAGUAUAUAGGACUUCAGGAGACGACAUAUGGCUCAUGUGUUUGGAAAGCGGUCCAGGGAAAACGAUCUCGAGUUGCAUGGGUAACGAGAUGUUUUCCUGCCAUCGUUGUCCGAGAGGCCAGACAGCAGCUGGACCGGAUCCGAGAACGGACGACACCCUAUCUGAUGCGGCUCUGUAUCUGCUCACGUUCAAGGGGUACAGCAUUGGAGAAACCGUUGACAGUUUUGUAGAAUUAUACGGUGAUGGAGAUAAAAAGGAAAAUGAAUCAAAUCAUGAGCGAUUUCUCGAGUUUGACGCUUUGCUAUCGGAUGCGCCAUGUCCUCGAAGGCCCGAGUAG
This is a messenger RNA of Paracoccidioides lutzii Pb01, 351 nucleotides long. RefSeq lists its product as hypothetical. Bases 1 to 351 code for a protein of 116 amino acids. The record is from RefSeq and is a predicted model, not a curated record. The transcript is spliced from 2 exons.